This is a messenger RNA of Pollicipes pollicipes, 3156 nucleotides long. RefSeq names its product striatin-interacting protein 1 homolog. The record is from RefSeq and is a predicted model, not a curated record. Lineage: Eukaryota; Metazoa; Arthropoda; Thecostraca; Pollicipedomorpha; Pollicipedidae. Gene Ontology annotation, biological process: cytoskeleton organization. Gene Ontology annotation, cellular component: cytosol.
UGCGGACCGGCCGACGACGUGCCCGAGCUGGACUUCGUGUACGCCGACGCCGACAGCGCGGCCCGCGAGAUCGCCGAGCUCUACAGCUUCACUGAGCUGCCGGAGUUCGGGCUCAACCACCAGUACCUCACCGACACGGUGCUGGAGCUGGGGCUGGACGUGCGGUGGGCCGAUAUGUCGGACGCGCAGCGCACCUCCGUCGUCAUGAAGCUGGUCGACAAGGUGGAGCUGGCCAGACGGGAUGACCGGCUUAAAGCCUGUCGCGCCAUCCUGUACGUCAGCCAGGGCUGCUGGGCCGACCUGGCCACCGAACCAGAGGUGCGCGCCUGGUCCCGGCGCAACGUCUUUCUGCUCUACAAGUGCGGCGUGCUGCCUACGCUCGUCGACAUCCUCCAGCUGGAGAUCGAGAGCGGCACGGCCCCGGUGACGGCGCUGCGCAAGCUGGCCGUCUCGCUGGCCGACUCCAGCGACCUGCGGGUGAUCCUGAGCGUGCUGUACCUGAUGGUGGAGCAGAUGCGCACCGACGGGGGCGACGACACGCCGGAGGAGGCGCGCCUGCGCCAGGCCUUCGCUCAGGAGCUGGGUCAGCCGCAGGACAACGGCGAGCUGCUGGCCGUCACCCUGCUGGGCAUGGUGUCUCGCUUUUGCAGCGGCGCCGCGCCUCACUUCCCCAUGAAGAAGGUGCUGCUCGUCACUUGGAAGGUGCUGCUGCUGACCCUGGGCGGCUCGGCCGAGCUGCGCCGGCUGCGGACGACGGCGCGCGCCGCCGCCGGCCUGCCGGACGUUCCCGAGGACACGGUCGAGCGGACCCGCACCAUGCGCGCCUCCAGCCCGGUCAUGGCGCCCGCAGACCUGUUCGACCCCAACCCGCAUCGGCCCAGGUUUACCAGGUCGAAGGUGUCCAACGUGGACCUGCAAGACGAGCUGGCGUGCAAGAUGGCCGCGCUGGACGGCGCGGAGCCGGCGCCGGACGACGAGGCCGCACCGGGGGCCGAGCUGGACCGGAGCCCGCCGCGCUGCGACUCACCCCGGCCCGCCACGCCCGUCCACCACGGCAGAGCGCUGCCCUGGAAGCCGAAGGUGCAUCAGCGGGACAUCGAGGAGUACCUGACCGUGAGCCGGGAGAAGUUCGUCGGCUAUCCGUGUGGAGACGACCUGGAGACGAUGGCCGGCCUGCCGCAGCCCAUCCUGGAGGGCCGCAGCAUCCUCGACAAGCACCUGUACCGGUCUCUGGCCGAGGUGCAGACGGAGCGGGAGGAGGAGAUCAGCCAGAGCCCCUUCAGCCGGCCCGAGACGGACGUGCCCCAGACUCCCGCCGAGCUGCUCUUCUCGGGUAUGCUGCCGAGUUUGCCGCAGUACAUGAUCGCGCUGCUGAAGGUGCUUCUGGCGGCGGCGCCCACCUCCAAGGCCAAGUCGGACUCGAUCAACAUCCUGGCCGACACGCUGCCCGAGGAGAUGCCCAUGUCGGUGCUGCACUCGAUGAAGCUCGGCAUCGACGUCAACCGCCAGAAGGAGGUGAUCGCCAAGGCGGUGUCUGCCGUGCUGCUGCUGCUGCUGAAGCACUUCAAGCUGAAUCACAUCUACCAGUUUGAGUUCGUCAGCCAGCACCUGGUGUUCGCCAACUGUAUCCCGCUGGUGCUCAAGUUCUUCAAUCAGGAUAACAUCGUGCAGUAUGUCACCGCCAAGAACAGUAUCCUGGCGCUGGACUUCCCGCGCUGCGUGCUGGGGCCGCAGCCGGAGCUCACCUCCGAGUCGCUCCAGCUGGGCGACGAGCAACCCUUCUGCUGGCGUAAUGUCUUCACCAGCAUCAACCUCCUGCGCAUCCUCAACAAACUCUGCAAAUGGAAACACUCCCGCAUCAUGAUGCUGGUGGCGUUCAAGUCGGCGCCGAUCCUGAAGAAGGCGCUGCGAGUGAAGCACGCCAUGAUGCAGGUGUACACGCUGAAGCUGCUCAAGAUGCAGACCAAGUACCUGGGCCGGCAGUGGCGCAAGUCGAACAUGCGCACUGUCAGCGCCAUCUAUCAGAAGGUGCGACACCGGCUGGUGGACGACUGGGCCUUCGGCAACGACUCUGACUUCUCGCGCCUGUGUACCUAUUACCGCGGCGAGGUGGACGCGCGGCCCUGGGACUACGAGGCGGAGGAGGGCGCCCUGCGCACCAAGGUGGACCGCUUCAUCACGCGCCGCUACAACCCCGAGCAUACGGCGGAGCUGGAGCCGCUGGAGCCGGAGCUCGAGCUCGAGCUCGAGAUCGAGCCGACCGGCCGCGAGAUGGAGCUGACGGCCGAGUUCAAGGCCAACUACCGGCGCUGGCUGGAGACAGAGGUGUUCCAGCAGAGCAUCGACUGGGACAAGCUGAUCGAGCCCGGCUACAUGGGCUGACCUGAGCAGUGUCCGUUGGGUCGAGGCGCCGCCUGAGCCACGGCGGGGUCGUCGUCCUCGGGCGCUGUACAGUUUUGGGCGGGUCACACAGUCGCUUUUUAUGGCUGUGCCGAGCGCCGCUUGGAUGGUUGUGUGGCAUCGCUGACAGCUUUGAAUAAUUUGCAGCGCAAUGAGAAUUGGAUGGGAGAAACCAAAGAAGUCCCUUACGCCUCUUUGACGAGGAUCAGUGCAACUCUUGAGACUCCGUAAUUGCACAUUGGAACGCCCCGAGCGGCUGGCUGGAGGGUAGGGUGGUAGGUGAUAUCCAUGGUACUAGUGGUUAACAUUAUGAUGGUUACCCUUGCACUAAGUAUGCACUUGAAUGUCUGCUUAUUGAUAACCCAGAGCUUAAGCCUCCGCCAUUAAGGCGACCAAGUUACUCGGAGUAGCCGUAGAGCGAGGGGCCGCGCCUCGAACCCAGUCAUCUAGCAAUGCAGCGCCUGGGCAGGCGGUGUUUUAAUCUCGUAGUCUAAGCGAGCCGUGAUCACGUGAUCGCGGCCCUGCGGCGGCCUAUGCGCUGAGUGUUCCCUACGUGACCGCGGGGCUUCCGCCGCAACCCGUGCCUUACAUCGAGCGAUCCGGCGCCGGAGGACCCCGGAUGCGGCCCCGCCGGCGCCGGCCCACCUGUCACCUCUAGUCAGACCGCGCGCGCGGAACGCCUCGGCCGCCCCCGCCCCCCGCCCCUGCCUGCGUUUUGUAACGUUUGGAUACUUUGAAUACAGGAGUUGCGAGCGA